UCAAGCAAGCUGUAGGGUAGUUGACUAUACAGCCUUUGCUUCCACACCUCAGCAGCAAGAUGUCGAUCUACAACUGGGCAAAGUACGACCCCAAGUACUACCUGAAUGGAGCGUUGUGCGGAGGGAUUUGCUGCUCCAUCACCCACGGUGCUUUGUGCCCUGUGGAUGUGGUGAAGACUCGUAUCCAACUUGACCCCAUCAAGUACCAGGGUGGAUUGUUGAGUGUCGGAAGGCAAGUCGUCGCUGAAGAAGGUGCCUCAGUGCUCGCUACAGGUCUGGGACCAACAGCGGCUGGUUACUUCGUGCAGGGAUGGUUCAAGUUUGGAGGCAACGAGUUUUUCAAGAUCCAGUUUUGCCAGUCUUUGGGUGACCAAAAGGCGUGGGACAGAAAGGCUUUCAUCAUGCUUGGAGCAUCUGCCUGUGCUGAGUUCAUUGCAGAUAUCUUCCUGUGCCCUUUGGAAGCUGCUCGCAUUCGUCAAGUGUCUGACCCCACAUUCCCCAAGGGCACGUUCACUGCAAUGAAGGAGUUGAUGGCCAGGGAGGGAAUCAUGGGUUGGUAUGCGGGUCUUGUGCCCAUUCUCUUCAAGCAGAUCCCUUACACCAUGGCCAAGUUUGCAGUUCAAGGUAACACUGAGAUUGCCAUUUACGCCAGCUUGCCGACCAAGAGAGAGAACUUGAGCCAUGCUUCCAAGAUGGGCGUGUCUGUUACUUCCGGCUUCAUUGCGGGGGUGGCAGCUGCGAUCAUUUCACAUCCUGCCGAUUCUCUCCUUUCCAAGAUCAACAAGAAGGGGGCAGGCGGUGACGGUGGCAUGGUUUCUCGCUUGUGGAACAUCGCCAAAGAGACUGGUUUCGCGAAGCUUUGCACCACAGGUCUUGGACCAAGGUGCAUCAUGAUCGGCACCCUGACAGCGGGCCAGUUCUUGAUUUUCGACACGUUGAUGCCCAUUAUGGGAGUUGAGAAAUUCCACUUCCACGACCCAUCAAAGCCUCACUGAGCAUUCUACGAGAGACUGAGAGACGCGUUUUGUCCCGUUGACCACUCAGCCGACGGUCAGAUAAACUCUCAAUGAAACUCUCAAUGGAGAUCAUUGAUUGAAAAAAGAUUGACAGAAAAAAUAAGAUAUGGAAGACGUCAAUGUGGUCAAGAGCAUCGAAACGGCUGGAAUGGGUUUGGAUGCUGAGGAGUUGAAGACAGCAAAGUAUGCACAGGUGAGCAACGUCAUAAACCUCUAUGAAAGAAUUUAGGUAGGACUUAAGAUUAUGAAUCUGUGCGAAAGGAAAACUGCAGUUGGGGAAAGCUUGGCGAAAGGUUUGGAGAAAGGCUCUGAUUUUUUGAUGAAUGGAUUUUGUUGCGAAAGGGUUGGCGAAGAGGUUUUCAGUACAAAGCAUGUCAUCCAAAGAUUCCUGAUAACCAGGCGAAAGGUUGGCGAAAGGUUCGCGAAGAUGUGGCGAAAGCAGUGGUUGCAGAUUAGGAAUGAUUCCCCUUUGCUGAUACUUUUCUUAGAUGUAAGUAGCAGAAACUCGGCGAAAGGGUUAGCUAAAGAGGUUGUCGGGUGAAGUGGGUCGGCGAAAGCAAAACAUGCAGC
This is a messenger RNA of Durusdinium trenchii, 1586 nucleotides long. NCBI's taxonomy places the organism in Eukaryota, Dinophyceae, Suessiales, Symbiodiniaceae. The record is from the annotation of a GenBank genome assembly.